GUUGCGGCGGACGUCGCUUCCGGAGCAGCAUGGCGGCCACUGAGGACGAGAAGCUAGUGGGGAGCGGUGACGGAGAGCGGCUGGAUUUCUUGCGGGAUCGGCACGUGCGGUUUUUCCAGCGCUGCCUCCAGGUUUUGCCGGAGCGCUAUUCUUCACUCGAGACAAGCAGGUUGACAAUUGCAUUUUUUGCACUCUCCGGGCUGGAUAUGUUGGAUUCCUUAGAUGUGGUGAACAAAGAUGAUAUAAUAGAGUGGAUUUACUCCCUGCAGGUCCUUCCCACAGAAGACAGAUCAAAUCUAAAUCGCUGUGGUUUCCGAGGCUCUUCAUACCUGGGUAUUCCAUUCAAUCCAUCAAAGACUCCUGGAACAGCUCAUCCUUAUGACAGUGGCCACAUUGCAAUGACCUACACUGGCCUUUCAUGCUUAGUUAUUCUUGGAGACGACUUAAGCCGAGUAAAUAAAGAAGCUUGCUUAGCAGGCUUGAGAGCCCUUCAGCUGGAAGAUGGGAGUUUUUGUGCAGUACCUGAAGGCAGUGAAAAUGACAUGCGAUUUGUGUACUGUGCUUCCUGUAUUUGCUAUAUGCUCAACAACUGGUCAGGCAUGGAUAUGAAAAAAGCCAUCACCUAUAUUAGAAGAAGUAUGUCCUAUGACAAUGGACUGGCACAGGGAGCUGGACUUGAAUCUCAUGGAGGAUCUACUUUUUGUGGCAUUGCCUCACUAUGUCUGAUGGGUAAACUAGAAGAAGUUUUUUCAGAAAAAGAAUUGAACAGGAUAAAGAGGUGGUGUAUAAUGAGGCAACAAAAUGGUUAUCAUGGAAGACCUAAUAAGCCUGUAGACACCUGUUACUCUUUUUGGGUGGGAGCAACUCUAAAGCUUCUAAAAAUUUUCCAAUAUACUAACUUUGAGAAAAAUAGAAAUUAUAUCUUAUCAACUCAAGAUCGCCUCGUAGGAGGAUUUGCCAAGUGGCCAGACAGUCAUCCAGAUGCUUUGCAUGCAUACUUUGGGAUCUGUGGCCUGUCACUAAUGGAGGAAAGUGGAAUUUGUAAAGUUCAUCCUGCUCUGAAUGUAAGCACACGGACUUCUGAACGCCUUCUAGAUCUCCAUCAAAGCUGGAAAACCAAGGACUCUAAACAAUGCUCAGAGAAUGUACAUAUCUCCACGUGACUGACUUUAAAUUGGGAGGGUGGAGGGAUUUGUAGCAUAACUGUAGCUUAAGUUUAAAAGCCAUGUAUAACCAAGUGUGCUCUUUUUUUAAAAGGUAGAGUCUUACAAUCAAAUCUCCUGCUGAUGUCACUUUGGGAUAUGGUGUUGAACCAGUAAUAUUUGUACUGGGUUUCAAGAAAAUCUUUGUUGACAUUUGAACCACAACUUUGUCGUGGUUCUUAAAUGUUUAUAUUGUAUUUCUAAGAAGUUGUUUGAGGCAAAUUAACUGUAUGUGCGUAGGUUAUCUUUUUAAAAACUCUUCAGUGCGAAUUGUAUCUUACUAUAAAAUGGACGCAAAUCUUCAAAACAAGUUUACACUUCAUAUAGCAUUGAUAAUCUUCAGGUGAACGCUUAGUGAUCAUUUGAAAAGCUCACUGUUGAUGGUAGAAAAUUUGCUUUAAUGAAUUAAGUAUCUGGGAUUAUUCUUUGAAAACAGAUGACCAUAAUUUUUUUUAAAGAAGAGUGACUUACUUUGUCUUAUUCUUAAGUAAAGUGUGCCAAUUAAACCUGUGUGGCCUAUAUAAAUGAAAUUAAUAACUAAAUAGUAAGAAUAAAUAGGUUUAACUAA
Messenger RNA from Saimiri boliviensis boliviensis (Bolivian squirrel monkey), 1770 nucleotides. It is a transcript of the gene PGGT1B, whose product is annotated as protein geranylgeranyltransferase type I subunit beta. Gene Ontology annotation, cellular component: CAAX-protein geranylgeranyltransferase complex. Gene Ontology annotation, biological process: protein geranylgeranylation. Gene Ontology annotation, molecular function: CAAX-protein geranylgeranyltransferase activity. Lineage: Eukaryota; Metazoa; Chordata; Mammalia; Primates; Cebidae. The record is from RefSeq and is a predicted model, not a curated record.